Cherax quadricarinatus is the source of this 1015-nucleotide messenger RNA. RefSeq names its product trypsin-1. The record is from RefSeq and is a predicted model, not a curated record. NCBI's taxonomy places the organism in Eukaryota, Metazoa, Arthropoda, Malacostraca, Decapoda, Parastacidae. Gene Ontology annotation, molecular function: serine-type endopeptidase activity. Gene Ontology annotation, biological process: proteolysis.
AGCUGCAUUAAGACGGUCAAAGGUGUGCCAGAUGCCAUGAGAGGUAUGCCUGGCCAGGUAUAUGAGCGUGCACAGGCUGCAAAAUUCUCACACACGUACACAAACAUCACACUUAUCAUGAAGACUCUGGUGAUCUGCCUCCUACUGGUCGGAGCACUAGCGGCUCCUUCUCUUCGGUUUCGGUCGCGGCUACCCCGCAAACCGACGGUGGUCGGCGGUACCAACGUCACGCUCGGGGAGCUGCCUUACCAGAUCAGUCUUCAGGAUAUCUCUUUCGGGUUUCCAUAUCACUUCUGCGGCGCCUCCAUAAAGUCUGAGCUGUGGCUGCUGACUGCCGCUCACUGCGUCGAUGAAAUUGACACCGAGUUACCGGACUACGUUCAGGCGGUGGCCGGGGAUGUGAACCAGGUGAUCAACGAAGGGACGGAGCAGGAGUUCAUACUCGCUAAAAUCAUCAUCCACGAGGAAUAUGACGGCUUCACCAUAAGCAACGACAUUGCACUUCUGGAGUUGUCUAGUCCCUUUCAGUUGAACGAUUAUGUGCAGCCCAUCGAAUUGCCUCCCCCCGAACACGUCUCCACAGGAACGUGUGUCGUGUCUGGCUUCGGCGCCACAACGGAAGGGGGAGAUCCCUCAGAAAUUCUCCAAAAGGUCUCUCUGCCAGUGUGGUCAGACAGCGAUUGCAAGAAGGCCUAUGAGGGUGAGAUCGAAGAUGGUAUGUUCUGCGCUGGAGUGACGGAAGGUGGUCACGACGCCUGUGGGGGUGACUCUGGAGGUCCUCUAGCCUGUGACGACCUGGGGACCAGGUACCUGGCUGGCCUGGUGUCUUGGGGUUUCGGAUGUGGGCGUCCAGAUUUCCCCGGCGUAUAUACUAAGGUCUCGCACUACAUUGACUGGAUCAACAGCAACUCUGCGUGAGAGGAUCUCCAUGACUAUACUUACGUCCCUCUGUUGCUGAGAUAAAUUUAUAGACGACCUGGCUUAACUAUUCUCAAUAUACAUUAUGGAAAGUUCA